Molecule: messenger RNA, 13442 nt
Organism: Varanus komodoensis (Komodo dragon)
Lineage: Eukaryota; Metazoa; Chordata; Lepidosauria; Squamata; Varanidae
Product: guanylyl cyclase-activating protein 2-like
Exons: 4
Coding region: 8658-9248 (196 amino acids)
Biological process (GO): visual perception
Cellular component (GO): photoreceptor inner segment; cone photoreceptor outer segment
Molecular function (GO): calcium sensitive guanylate cyclase activator activity; calcium ion binding
Source: RefSeq, a predicted model, not a curated record
AGGAAAUGCUAGGGCUGAGCAGUGUUUUCAAGUCUGUAGGCAUACCAGUUCCCGAUUAUUCCUCUGCCUACUUGCUUGGGAUGCUGCUGUUGCAGAGGGGUAGGCAUGGAUCUACUUAGGGGUUCUGGAGUAUGCUGCAGUUCCAUUCCCUGGCCUGUGGGAUUGUGGGUCUGCUGCCAGUGCAGCCCAGCAUAAAAAUGUAUGUUCCUUGGUGUGAGAUGCCUGGUGUAUAUGCAAGAACUGAGGCUAUGCAGCUUGCCUUGCCCCAGAGAUUGGCAAGGGCAAAACAUGUACAUUUAAGUAUCCAAACAGAUGGAUGUUACCCUGCAAAUGUCUGUGUCUUCAUGUGGGUACAGGGCAAUAGCAGCCCUACUGGGCUAAAGCAGCAUCAUGACCCUUCUCAUUGCAUGAAUACCCACCUCUCUGGGCAUAGAAGAAAUGAAGGUAGGGUUGGAGUCCUCUGCAGAACUCUACGUUCAGCUCAAAGCAUAUGUCUGCCUUGGAAUGAGUCAACACCUAUGCUUCAGCUGAAGUGAUUCAUAGCAAGUCAGCCAGCAUCCAAACAGUGCCUUAGAAAAUUAAUUACCAGCGCAGGCACUUAAAAGUAGGCAUUUAGGCUAGAUCGAUUGUGCAGAACAGUAAAGUAGAAUGUGUGACUCCAGAUGUUAUGAGAUUAUUCCUGUUGGCUCAUGCUUAUUUUAAAAAUGGGAAUGCCUGAUGGGAGUUUUCAACAUGCACAAGGGCCACACACAAUUUGCCCUUCAUAUGGAGGAGGUAGGUAGAUGUCACCCUUACCAAAUAACCUCAAUACAUGGUUUUGGCAAGGCUGAGUGCAUCACUAUCUUUUAUGAAUUCCUAACAUCUUGACUUGGGACAAAUCCACUGUGAAAUGGUAAGAUAUAUUGAACAGAGGCUGGAACAAUGACUGGGUAUGGUUAUAUUUUAAACUUUUCUACACUACCUCUGCCUCGUCUUUAUGAAAAAAAGCCAGGCCUGGAACCAUUUUUUUGGAUGUGGGUAAGUGAUCAACCCAGUGGACUCUCUGAGAAUGUCUUCAAAGGAUCACCUGCUCAUCUACCAAAAUAGGUAGUCUCAGUAGGCCCUAAGCUAUUUAUGGUAUAGUUCUAUGUGGUUGCCUAGUUGAGUGCAGAGGUGGUGCUUCCCUCCCCUGCAAAAACAUCUGAUUUUGGCUGUUUCCCUCUCAGAAGAGGGGUUGAGCACUGCCUACACUGAGAGCCACUAGUGCCUUGUGUGCCCUCUUCUGUUGUCUUUUCCCAAGAUGGUCUUUCAUCUUGUGCUCUUCACUGCUACCGUGAACUUCACUGGCUGAAAGGACUUCCAAGGGUGGAGUGCCCACUGAGAUUUCAGAUUUCUGAAGUUUUGGUGGGGAUUUGCCUUUUCCUAUGGCUGACCAUACAUCAUCUACAGCCAACACUUGAAUUGGACCCAGGAAACAAUAGGUAACUGUUGCAGAUCUUCCAGUAUUGGAGUGACAUGGUCCUGAUUCCACUUACUGGUUAGCAGCCUUGCUGCAACAGUUUGCAGUGACUGAAGCUUUUCGGUAUUCUUUGAGUGUAGUUCAGCAUGCAGCAUGUUGGAAGUCUGUGAUAACUAAGGUAUGGAUAACAGAAUGAUUCAGGAAUAGACACAGCUGGUGCACCCACCUCUUGAAAAUCCAAGAAUGAGCGCUGCCAAGCAUAAGGGCAAUGCCAUUCAGAACAAUUCACAAAUACAAGUCAGACUAUGUACUGACCAAAAGCACCUCUGUCUUUUCUGAAUUUAAUCUCUACUUGUUCUCUCAUACAGCCUAUGACUGAAGCUAGGCAAUGUUCAAGGGUGUUGACUGCGCUCUAAGAGAUGUCAAGGAGCGACAGAGUUAAACACCAUUUAGUAUAUUGACCUCACUGCAAAGCUCCAGAUGCUCAUCGCAUGUUCAUGUAGAUGCUAACACAGGUCAGGACACAACAGAACUCCGUGGGAUUGCCAUGUCCCAGUGUUGUGGGGCCCAACAGUAGUCUCCCAAAAACACACCACUGCAAUACAAUGCCUUGAAAGCAUCCCAUUAGCUGAUUCAGAACAAGGCUGGUUACUUCUAUAUCAGUGCUCUCUACCUAUUGUAGGGGCUGCUCCUUUAAUACAGCUUUAUAGAAGCUAUUCACAGUGCUGGACUUCAUCUUCAAAAUAGGCUUACUAUCAUGGAUUGCUCCUAUAAAGCUGAAAUAAGCCCCACAACACAGGAGUCACCAAUGUCCCCUGGUUCACAAGACCAUGAUUAGAUGCUAUCAGAUGGCACUGAGAGGACCAGAAAAACUAGUAGGGCCAUAUUUGCCCUAUCCUGUUCUUAGUAUGGAUCAUCUACCAUGGUGACCAAGACAGUCUGAGUUUAGCAUCUCAUCCAAAAGCCCAAAAGAGGUAGGUAGGAUCAGUAUUAUCCAAAAGUAUCUGGACCAGCAAAGUCAUCUCCUGCUUGACAAUCAUAACCAAUAGUGGAACAAUUGAGACUGGCCUAUAGUUUAAUAAAUCUGUUGAGUCAAGCAAAGAUUUCUUUAUUAUUACUCCUUUGAGCAAGAGCAAAUGUGCCCCUCUCACAAGGAGGCAUUAAUUAGUUCACUUAAUCAUGUAGCAAGUCCUUUCUUCAUUGAUUUAAUCAGCCAGUAUAGACAAGGGUCAAGCAGACAAGUGGUAGCCCUCACUUCUCCAGACCACUUGUUCACCUCAAGUUGUACAGGCUGAAAAGUAAAAAACAACAGCACAGGCCCCCUGCCCUAGUUUUGGAGGCCAAAUCUGGGUGAAUCUGAAUGACUUAAUCCUCAAAGUAUGAGACAAAAGGUUCAUAGCAAACCUCUGAAUAUUCUGGUUCCCCCUCAGCAGCAUCCUGGUGAAAAAAAAUCCAUGCACAGUGUGGGAAAUUACCUCAACUAGUGAAUUUCAAUAUUUUAAUUGUUAUUUAUAAGAUGCUGUCCAAUCGGUUAGUGUAUGAUGUCAACACAGUUGGUUCCCCUGCUGUUCCAAUGAAUGGUUUUAUUAUUGAUGUUUUAUUAUUGAAUUUGUUAAUAUGUUGGUUUUUAUAUUUUGUUGACACUUUUUUUACUGUGUAAACCAUCCAAAGAGCUCUGUGGCUACUGUGACUGUCUAUAAAAAUGUAAAUAAAUAAAAUAAGAGUGUGAAAUUUGAGCUUCAGUACACACCCAGCUCUUCUUGUUUUACAUAGUCACUACGUGGGAACUACCCUUGUUUUACACAGAAGCAUGAAAACUCUUGAUGUAUGCUACUCCAAAAUGUAGUUCUUAUUGCCCACAGCUACCACUGAUGCAUCUGUUUGAACUGGCCAACCAGAGCCCCACAGAAUUAAAAGCACCAUAUCAAAAAGUAUGUUUCUACUGGGAAAACAAUCAGUAGUUAUUAUCAUAUGUAAAGGAGAGGAGGCAACACUCAUUUAAAAAGAUGGAAGUACUGAGGACAUAUGCAUCUGUGGAGAUUGCCUUAUGCAUCUAGCUUCUGUCCUUCUCAAAACAGUUGAACAUUUUUCGGUAAAUACUGGUUGGGAGUACUUGAGAGGAUUACAAAUGCACAAUAUGAACUGUUAAAGUAAAAUUUGAAGAAGCCAGGACAGGUCCACAGUACAUUGUUGUUUGGAAGCACCCUAUGUCCUGCCCACAACCACGGAGAGAAUGUAACAGAAAAUAUACACACGGAAAGCACUAAAGCUCUGAUAGUGUGGAAAGUCCAUUGCAAUUUCGUAUGUACCUUCCAGUGGAAUAACAAUGGGUUUGUAGCACUAGGAGAUGCCACAUGGGAAACACUCAGGAAUGUAGCUCUUUCCCCUUCACUCUCAGUUGUAAAAUUUCUGUUGUAAAUGUAGCACAAAUAGGAAAAGAGUUACUAGAAGAGCACAGGGCAGUCUCAGAAAAGUAAUACCGAAGUCAAGAAAACUCUUGAACUUUGCUGAUUUCACAGGAAAACAUAAUCAAAAUGUUAACAAAGAUAAUGCCUUUAUAAGGGUCAAACGGUGUCUUGCCAAGUGCAAGGAGUUUUCUGAAGAAUGAGUGGAAAUGAGUGAAGGAAGAAGUAAAUUUCAUUAAAUUCUUUUUAGCAACUAACAAAGAAGAAAUUGGAAGCAUAGAGAAAUAGGCUUGCAUCUGUAAGAUGCUGGGGAUCCUUGCACAGCAAUGCAUAAACUCCAUGAUCUACCCAAGUUGUACAGCACUGUCCACACUCUCAGUCUGCAUUUAAGUCUGAAAAAUGAGGUAAUUUCCAUAGAUUUUUAUAAAUUUAGAUUUGUACAUCAAGCCCAUCUCUGCAUGUGCUAGGGGCUAGUCCAGAGAGGGGAAUAAGCAUGGGAAGCCAAGUGAUAAGCAUGAUCUAAAGGUGGCCAGUGCAUAUUCUUCCUACUUUUAAUGGUGCCAGGCACACACUUUAGAUGCGCAAAACAAAUUCACUCCCUAACAUAACAACAAGGCUAUACAGGGUAUUACAACGGAGAAGAAAAAAUAUUUGAAGCCAGAUGUCCUUGUAAAUUAUCUUGCCAAGGAAAGCUUAGUUCAGGAGGUUCAGUGUUGAGGCUUUCUGGGAUUCAUAAUGGAAAAAAAAACUGUAACGUUAUACUUAGUUCAUCUAAACACAAUGAUCUUCCCUUGGUGUCCACAUCUCUGUUAUACCCACUUACUGUUUCUCUGCACUUCAGUCUAAAGUCUGAAUCUUUACAUAUAAGUGUAAUCUUUGACAUAUCAUCCAAUUACCCAGCCUUGUAACAUUCAUAUAUUUUCCUGUCAACUCUGGGAGGCAUUGUUUUUGUUAUAGCACAGGUUGUUUACAAAAAGAUAAAGUCAUCUCAUUGCUGAAUCUGGACACAGCAUCAACAAGGUCCCGAGUUGCAGGCGCUGGCAAAGGGCCUCAAAGAAGCAGCUCCUACACCUAAGAAGGGAUCCAGUGGACCCAAGAAGGAACAGCCACCUCUGCAGCAUGCUACUAUGGUUUACAAAGAAAACAAGAGAUACGGUUAGCACAAUAAAGCUAACAAUAUUUAUAAUGCAUGUUUGAUGUAUUUUAAUAUUCCCAGCCAUAAAAACACCAGGGAUUAAUCAACAGAAAGCAGUUCAGUAGGAGUCAAAAGUAGUUUGAAAUACGGAGCAAAGAUCUAUGUUUAAACUGCUUCCUAAGAACUCAAGGAAAUUCUGGAGGUGAGCCAUCCAAUCAACCACUCCCAACUGCACUGCCACGUAUCAGCUAUCAAUACAGUAUUAGGUUGAUACUCAGUCUUAAUCCAAGGUCCUUGAUGUUUUUGGCCAGCGAGUAUACUGGUGCACACUCCCUAAAAACAAAACCAGUGAGGAGGAGCACCAGUUAUAUCCAGGUUUUGAUUGUCUGCCAUCCCAUGUUCAUUUCUCUGUGUUCUGAUUCAGCUAUAUCCAGGACUAUGGGACUGUUAUUACCAGCUAUUGAUAUCUAAUAGAUGGCUCCUGGUCCUUUUCUAAGUUUCUCUCCAGUCUGAUUUAGCUGGUUAGGGUAUAUUAUCUAUACUUUCUGUGCUGAGAUCAUAAAAAUGACCUGUAAUUUCUUGAAUUACAUAUUAUUUUUUGCAUUUUCUAACUAUAGUCACUCCCUUGCCAAAACUAUGGAGCUGACUUUUCCCUAUAACCGGUAAGUGGAAGCAAAAAGGGAAAACAAAAGCACAUUUAUCCUCUUAAAAUCUGUAAGGCUGAGGUGUGGUUCUUCUUUGCCAAAGGAAUUCCAAAAUAAGGAAGCUGUCACAGGAAAAGGUGUGCUUUGGGUGGCUCCUAUUAAAUCUCCUGUAGUCAGGAAAUCCUGUGCUGAUCUCACAGAAGAAAAAAGUCUUCAAACAGUCACUUUAUGAGGCAUGCAAGCCCAGGUGGUGUAACAUUUUGCCGAUUACAGCCCACUGAUGUCAAGCUGAAGACAGGUCCAAACACUUUUCUAUCUUGAACUGUUGAGCCUUUAACAAAGAAAUGUUCUUUCUUCCUAGUACUUUAUUAACACAUCUGUCAGUUAUUUGGAUCCCUAUGUGGCAACUAUGUUGUCAAUGUUUUUACAGUAUAUGGAGAAAGAAGUUGACAUUUCAAUGGCAGCACCUGAUGAAGCUCAAUGAAAAGGGAUACUACUGGGACGCCAUAGCUUUGUCUUUUUUUUUUUUUUUUUGGUCAAGGUGCAAUUUCUAUAAAAAUAUGCACUUAGGAAAUGAUUCUAUGGCCCUACACAUUCACUGAAAGGCCAUAGGAUAGGUCAGCAUUCCAACUUCAGGGCUGGGAAUCUGAGCUAACCCUACCCCACCUCCCACAACACACACACACAGCCAGCAUGGAAAGAACCAUAUUAGCUGCUCUCCCAGGUUGGGAAAGUGACCUCAGAGAGAAGUAGAAGGGACUGUUGGGUGGGGAGAAAGAAGAUGAGGGACCUGGAACAGCAGACAGUACUUGUUCCCUCUUCUUUGGAAAUAAAUGGAAAAUAGCUUUCCAUGAAAAUACAGAGGACAGGCAAGGAGGCAAUGAUUGCCUUGCUGUUUCUCCAGCUCUGUAGUGGAUGAGCAUGAAACUCCAGGUUCAGCAACUUAUGCUCAUCCUGACAGGACUGCCUUCCCAAUUGAAAAAAUUAGAACUGAGUGCUUUUCAUUCCAAGUGCACAUUCCUCCAUUUUUGCUGUUGGAUUUUUGGAGGGGUUUUCUGCUUUUUAGCCUUUAAGCAGUGAACAUCUGGCCUGUACUCCAUGUAGGAUACUCAUGUAUACAUUUUGUAAUAGCAUGUAUGUAAGACUUUUGCAAGCAGAUUAGAUUUCAGUCAUAUAAUAAUAGCAGUUGCAUGCUCCUCAGUAUUUGCUACAGAGCACACGAAAGGUACGGCGCCUUGCUGGCAAACUGGAUCAGCGUUCAUGACAGUCCGGAGUAGCGAGGAACUCUCUCAUGAGUAGGAUCCUAAAGCUAGAUUUCCUUUCCUGCCUGAUCUUUGCAGAUGCCACAAAAGUGCAUGGCACUCCAUGUGCUUGGAGCAAAUUAUUGGCAACUGCUUUACUGACAUUUCUCGGGCAUUUCUCACCCAGAACUUAUUAAGCCUGGAAUGUGUUGAUGCUGGUAAUAUGCAUCCAUCAGUUUUGUUUCCAAUUCUUGUGAAAGCUGUGUGAUCCUGGGGCUUCUACAUGUCAGUUUGCAUUUGAAAAUCCUGGAGAGAGAUCUGUCCCUGCCCAUGAAGUGCCUGCCCCUGCCCUACGCAGGAAAAAGGACAAUAAAGAAGACUGCCAGAUCCUACCAGACUGCUGCAGACACAAUGCCAGAAGUGAGGUCAUCACACUGAUUUAGCUGCUUGCUCACAGAACCCUUUUAGCUACAUUGCAGUAGCCUAACUAUUGACUGGGGCUAGACACCCCUUUACUACAGCUUUGUUCCAUUUCUAUUUACUACAGCUUUGUUCCAUUUGAAUGACAUGAUUCAAAGAGCAGUUAUUACUUACGGAGCCCUUGAAAAAACUAUUUUGAUUCCAUUCCUCAGACAAAAAGGUUCCUGGAGCAGUUUGGAAUCCAUCUGCAAACCAUAAAGUAAAUGGCUUGGGACCAAGCCUUCUGUACGAACCUGCCCUGGGCUUUAAGAACUUUGGGGAGGCCUCUGUGUCCCAUGUGUGUUUGGCAGCAAUUCUUGUGCCCAGGGUUCCAAACUCUCUUCUUGGGGAGGCCUCUCUUCCCCUGUGUGGUGGUCUUCCAACAUCAGGCUAAAUCCUUUUAGACAGCGCUUUGGAUGUCGAGCUCCUGUUUUAGCUGUUGUUUUUAAGUGGAUGGCUUUUAUUUGCUGAUUUUAUAUACUGCUUCGUAUUAUUAUUUGAUUCAUAUUUAAUAUUUUAUAGGAUUCUUUUAUGUUUUAUCUUGCUUUUGUCUGCCUUACGAACCAGGGCAUGGAAAGGCAGGUUGUACAUUUCAGUCUUCCUCCCCACAAACAGCUGAAUGACACUGUUGCAGAUAAUCAGACAGGUUCAUGCAUGCACACCUGCUGGAUAAGUCUAUGCAUGUGUGAGUGGAAGGUCAAACCAUCUGCUUUCAGUGCUUUGGCCCAGGUCAAAUAAGGAUUGUUAGCGGCUAUAUUUAACCUUUCUUGAAAAUAUUUGUGAUCCAUUUUGGGAUCUACCAAAAUGUUAUUCCCCAAUAACCACCAAGGCGUAUUUUUUCUCAUUGGAAAUUAUUUUUAUACUCAUUAUUUUUAGUCUUCUAUUCUUCUCAGUAUAUAUUUUUCUGAAUUGACAUGUCAUUUCUAAUUUAUUUAGUGUAACCUUUGUGAAGAUUAUCACUCACGUGGUGCAGACAAAUGGACUUGUUCCAUGUUUUAAAUACAGAACACUAAUAAUAAGUUAUUGCAAAAAUUGUUGUACUUUAUUGCAACCUAUUCCAAAGUCUGUAUAGGAAAUGGAUGUAGAUGAUGUGGUUUAUAUGAAUGCUUGUAACUAUUGAAAUUCUAAAAGUAUAAUUAUUAUGCAAGCUAUUUCCAUAAGCGAGAAUGAUCUUGAUUGGAUAGACAUAAGAAAGACAUUGUGUUUGGAUUACAAAAGGAUCCAUUGUUCUGUUGUAAAGCUUUGGGCAAAAUCUUUGCUGACUAAUACGACCAUAUGUGAUAUGCUUUCAUAACAGAAUGUUUAUAAGGCAGUGAAAUCCUCAGUUAUUGGAGAAUGGGGCAACACCACACUUGUAAUAUGAAAGGAAUUGAGGGGGCAGAACUACAAGCUAUGUACAAGAAGUUUGUUGUAGAAUGUCCCAGUGGAGGUCUUCAUUUGCAUGAAUUUAAGCAGUUUUUUGGCAUUACCGACCAGAGUGAAGCCUCUGAAUAUGCUGAGAGUGCAUUUAAAUCCUUUGACAGGAAUGGGGAUAAUAUGAUAGAUUUCUUGGAGUAUGUAGCAGUUUUGAAUCUAGUGUUAAGAGGAAAACCUGAGCACAAACUGAAGUGGUCAUUUAAAGUAUACGACACCGAUGGGAACGGCUUUCUUGAUAAAGCUGAACUACGGAAAAUGGUGAUGAGUAUCUAUAAUAUCAAGCAAGGAUGGACAAGAAGCACAGAUGCUCAGAUGUCAAACCUGGAGGCAGUAUGUGACAGAAUAUUUCAACUAAUGGAUGAAAACCACGAUGGAAAGAUUUCAUUGAAAGAGUUUGUUGAUGGAAUUCAAAGAGAUGACUGGAUAAGGAAAACGCUGCAUAUAGAUAUAAAUCCCACAGAAUGGAUCCUUAAACAACAGGAAAAAAGGAAUGCAGGUGUAAAGUACUAAACAUCAAAGGACAAAGAAAUGUUAUAUCAACCCUAGCCCUGUUUACUUAGCAAAUUCAGGAUACUGAAUGUACAGUGCUAGGAUUGGUGUUUAUAUGAAUAAUUUUGUCAUGGUGGUAUUUUGGUCCGAGGAAAUGAUAGAUGCAAAAUGAGAAAGGCAUCAACCCUGUUGUCAAAGAAUCACCUUUUCAGCAUCGCAAGCUUUGGAUUUACACACAAUUCUUCAUUGGAGAAUGGAAUGGUUGCAAAACUCAAUUAUAGAGGUAGCAAACAGUGAUGGUCCACAUGAACCAUAUAUUAGGCUUAUACUUGUGUAUGCAAACAUGCAAAUCAUUUAAUUUCAAAUCACUGUUUUUAUUAUGGGCAUUUAGAUUAGUUCAGGUUGAAGUACAUUAAGUUAAAUAUAAAACCAGGCUGUGGUUUUUUCAAUGUAGCUGAUAGAAGCAGACAGCUAAGCUUUUGUAUACAUGGCAAUCAGAAAAAAAUAACCACUUGCUCAGCUCUACAUGGGACCUUAUCUGAUACGCAAUUGAUACUAAUCUUUUAUCUGGAUAACCCAGAAAUUAUGACAUCCAAGUUCAAAAUAAAAAGGUAGCUUACAAGUUUCUCUUCCUCUCUAUGUUAUCCUCACAACAGCCCUGUGAAGUAGGUUAAGCUGAGUGUCACAGGCUGGCCUGAAGUCAUCUCAAGAACACAGAUCUCUUGAGUCCCAUUACAGCACCCUAAUUGUUGCAUCAUAUUGGCUUAUGAGUAUAUGUGUCAGAGUUCCAGAAACUCCUGACUUACAUGGACAUAACCCACUUUAAAAUGGAACAUUCAAAAUUCUGUCCUGAAGUGCCACAGAUGAUAGACCAUUUAGUUUUGCAAGAACACCUCUGUGAGCUUCUAAUUGUUAAUAGAUGUCAGAUGAGGGAAGGUAUCAGAAUUGGGAAGAAUUCAGUGGGUCAUGGAAGAGCAAGUGCUGUCAGACAGAAACCAUAGGUCCUAUCUUUCCAGUAUCAUGUAGCCUCUGACUCAGAAAUUUAGAAGCUGCUUGUUAUUCAUGUAGUAGCAUUAAAAUGAAACACCAAUUAAGUUCAUUUUAUAUGAAACUUACCACACAUAUUUCUUCAAAUCUUCAAAACCAUAAUUCCAGCUUUCAAGCAGUCCUAAUAAAGCUUCCUAUUAUUGUCAUUAUUUGCCCAUCUGCUCAAAAUCAUUUUGUUUCUCUGUAGAAUGCUAAUCUAGUCACUGUCACUUCCUCACACAGGAAUUUCUUCCUCCUGGCUUAUAUCACAAUUAUUUCCCACCACUGUAUUACACCCACACACCUCAUUUUUUCCACUAUUUCUCAGUAUGGAUCCCACCAGUGGGCACAGCACCCCUUUAAGCUCUAUGGACUGGCCAUGGUUGAUGGAGAAGGGUUGUAAACAGUGCGAUAUGCAGGUAGAAUGCUUUCUAAGUACUUACCCAAGCGUGGACUGAAACUUAUUUGUUCCAUUACACUUAUAUGCUGCUCCCGAACCCUUGGGUUCUCCGGUCAGCUUAUAAACUUAAUUUGCAAAUGCAGUGGUUUGAAUUUUGCUAGAGACCUGCUUUAAACUUUCAGAAUGCCGCUACUGUCUUGGGACUGGCACAAUACGCAUAUGUGUUUGCUUCUGUACCCCUUCUAAUGGCUGUUCAGUUCAUGCAUUUGUAAAUGCUCACUAUGUGGAAGCUGGCUCUGCUUGAAAAAGCCACUGAAUAACCAUGUGAUUCACUACAAAAAGUGCAAGGGGUCAAGAAGCAAUUAACGGGUCUGAAUUGCAGGAAAACAAAUUUCUCAGUCACUAACAUGGAAAAGCACAUGACUUGGGGGUGAGUCAUCUGUUCUAUUUUAAGAUGUGCACUGUCAAGUAGCUACUGCUCUUUUCCUCCCCACCUUCCUUGCACAAGGUCCACCAACUCUCAUGUCUGGAACCCAUUUUCAGUAUAUGCAUUUAUUCAUGGGUCACAUAAAGUAAUAAUAAAGAGAAGUGCACAUGAGAACACAUAGACUAAAUGAGCUCAUUCACACACUAUACUGCAAUUCCUGGGUUGUUUUAACUCCCGAACCACUAGCAAUCAGCAAAACAGUGAAUGUUUCCAAAGUUUCUGGAGUUGCACGUUACUAAUCAGCUCAGGAAUGGGGCACUCCUAGGUUAAUUAAAAGUAGAAAUGGCAAGCAUGAGGGAAGCUGCAUUACUGUACUUUGUAAGCCAAACCUUUCAAUAAUAGCAACAUAGUUUACGAACUGGGUCAGUGUGUUUGAGUCAUUCCAAUCAGUUUUCACAUACCUGAGAAUAGAAGGACCUUUCCAGGACAGAUGGUGUGAUUUGAAGAGAAGUCUUAUCUUGUGAAAUAUAUUUAAGUUGCUGAAAUACUAUUUAAUAUGCUUCUCAAGUACCUUUCAAUAAAGUGUUCUUCCCAGUAUAAAAUGAUAAAAUUCAGUAUUCUUUUUCCUGCAAGGGACCUCACAAUUAUCCUCACAACAACCCUGCGAGGUAGUUUAAUUAUAUGUCGCACUAGGGAUACGGAGUGGUAAGAAUGGAAAGAUGGCAGUGCUUUUUUUUAUUAGUACUCUUGGGACAUGUUCUUUGGCACAGAGAAUCGAGAAUUUAGAAAUCAUGCCUUUAGCUCAUUGAAAACAGAAGUGUUUUGUAGUCGGUGAGGACCUCUAGUGGUUGACUGUAUUAAAAUAAUCUCAGGCCUAAAUAGAAGAACGGUUGGGAUUUAUUGGAAGAAUGUGAAACACUAUCAGUUAUCAAACUUCUAGAGGUGUACAACAAUGAACUAAUAAGAACAAAGUAUACACAAGUUUGACUCUGGAUAGAACAGGUCCAAACCCUUCAUGAAAAUCUGCAUCUCUAGUGACUUACUCUAUAGUAAAAUCAGCUUUCCCUCAAGAGUGAGCUGAUAGUUUUCUGCUUCUUUUCUGAACCCAUCACACUGCAAAUGAAAGGGGAAGAGACAGUCAAAAGAGCCAUGCCAUCUACCAAGCAAUCCUACUUAUGUAACAUGCACAUAAUUUACGUGGCUGUUGUUGUUAGUCGUGAAGUUGUGUCCAACCCAUCGUGACCCCAUGGACAACAUUCCUCCAGGCCUUCCUGUCCUCCACCAUCCCCCACAUAAUUUAUAGUUCAUAACAUUUAUGGGGUGGGAUCUUAGGAUUUGCAAUCAAAAACAGUAGCAUGCAAAUGACACAGAGCUCUAUUUAUCCUUUCCAACCUACUCAGGUAUGGUGCUGAAUCAGCAGCAAUAGGGUUCAGUGUGGGUCAACAAACUGAAGCCCUAGACAAGAAUUCUAGACAAGACCAAGGCACUGGUAAUUUCUCUGUCCAGAUGAAUGGUGCUCAGCCUGUUCAGCAGGGGUCUGGAGGUCUAUUACUAUCCAUCACUGUCAUUAAAGGUGCAGGUAGCUUGUGUGGUAUGGAGUGGCUUUUAUUAGUUCAGCUGAUACUCCAUUUUGACCCAUAUGGAUGUAGAUAACAAUUCAUGAUCUGAUAACCUGCCAUUUUGAAUACUGCAGUGUAUUGUAGAUGGGGCUGUUCAGAAAUGUGGAAACAAUCAAUUGCAGCAGAAUAUGGCAGUAAAAAUUUUAACUGGGACCAGCAUUAUGAACAUAGGAUAGUAUUUUCUUGCUUUAUUGGCUUCUGCUUUGCUUGCAGGUUCAAUUCAAAAUGCUAGUUUUGACCUAUGAAGUAACACAUGGCUGGAAAUGCUGGUAUCUUAAGGAACAUCUUUUCCUAUAUGUACCUACCAGUGCCUUAAGAUACUGAGCUCAGAUCUUUCUCCAAGGCUGUCCUCAAUUUGAAGUAUGGAGGGUGGUAGGGAAAGAGAAGGUUGUUUCAGUCAUGUUUCCAAUUGUGAAAUGCUCUCCCUAGAUGGGCCCACCUGCCACCUCUUGUAACAAGAACUUUCUUGUUCACAUAAACUUUAAAACAGUUUAAAAUAAUAAGCAACAGCUAUUACAAAGAUCAUUUUACUUCAAGUCUCUACUUUUGCUGUUUAUUUUAUAACCUUAUAGACUAUUGUCACUGUUUGUGUUAUCCCUUCUGCUGAUGGUGCCCUGGGGCAUUAUAUAUUGUAUUAUUUCUCUUUUUUGACAUAAUUAGUGUCCAUAAUUAGUCUUAACUGAAAACUAGGAUAAGUGGUGACUUACAAAUGCAAAUAAUAAAAAGAUAAAUAACGUAACAGA